Orcinus orca (killer whale) is the source of this 7100-nucleotide messenger RNA. RefSeq names its product TATA-box binding protein associated factor 5 like (gene TAF5L). Gene Ontology annotation, molecular function: transcription coactivator activity; protein binding. The transcript is spliced from 3 exons. Gene Ontology annotation, biological process: regulation of DNA-templated transcription. Gene Ontology annotation, cellular component: histone acetyltransferase complex; nuclear protein-containing complex. NCBI's taxonomy places the organism in Eukaryota, Metazoa, Chordata, Mammalia, Artiodactyla, Delphinidae. Bases 4358 to 5935 code for a protein of 525 amino acids. The record is from RefSeq and is a predicted model, not a curated record.
UGGAGAUAAUCAAGUUAUUUUUCAUUAUUGGCAUUGGUUUUUGAGGCUUUGAGCAGUUUUUAAAUUUUUUAAAAUCAGUUUUUAGAAAGUUAUUUUACUCGGUUUUUUAAAUACGGUUAUGAUUUCUCCCUGAGAGACUUCUCUCAUCAACCUAGUGGUGAGGAAGCUGGUUUAGAAAGAAGUGCCUGGUGUCUUCCAGCCCUUCUCUUUCCCUCAGUCAUCCUGUACUUACGUGAGGCUGACUGUCCUGGGCUAGGUAUUGCAGGAGAGUGUAUUGAUGGGGGCCCGCCCUCUGAUGAGGGAGCCAGGCAACGCGGAAGCUCCGAAUCUGUCACUGUAAUAGUCUCCAUCAGCCUUUUCCUACGCAAUUUCUCAUCUUGUUUCAAAACUGAGAAGGCUGCUGUCUGUUACCUUGUCUGUGAUUUAAUUCUUUUUUUUUUUUUUGCACUACGUGGGCCUCUUACUGUUGUGGCCUCUCCCGUUGCGGAGCACAGGCUCCGGACGCGCAGGCUCAGCGGCCAUGGCUCACGGGCCCAGCCGCUCCGCGGCAUGUGGGAUCCUCCAGGACUGGGGCACGAACCCGUGUCCCCUGCAUCGGCAGGUGGACUCUCAACCACUGCGCCACCAGGGAAGCCCUGUAAUUUAAUUUUUUAAUCCUUGGUCACAGGUUAUUUUGAGGGGGUGAGUAUAUGUGUUUUUCCUCACAGACUGCUUUUCCUGGAACAUUUUUCUCCAUCUUCAGGGCUCUGAAGAGCAGUCAACCAAGUCAAAUGAAGAGUUAUUUCCUGAGCACCAAGAUGAAAUACAACAUGUAGUCAUUAAUCUGAACUGAAAGUUAACCCUAACAUAAGAAGGCUAGAAGUCACAGUUUUGCAUGAGAUGUGACUGGGGGAGUGUUUUCAUAGGCCAAGACGGAGCCAGUUGCUGGGUGUUCGUGGGAGCUGCAUUUGGAGUGAAGGGAGGGGCUGGCGUGGGGUGGUCAGAGGCAGCCUUCCUGAGGAGGGUAGGGUCGACGUUAGCACUUGCACGCUGGGCAUCUGUGCCAGAGUGGGAGGAUCCGGCCUACGUGCGAAGGCAUGAGCAAAGGGGCAGAGACGGUGAUGAUUUUUUCAGGAACAGCGAAGGAGCCGGCUUUGUUGAAAAUGGGCUUUCAGGGAGGGAUAAAUUGGGAGAUUGGGAUUGACAUACACACACUACUAUAUGCAAAAUAGGUAACUAAUAAGGACCUACUGUACAGCACAGGGAACUCUACUCAGUAGUCUGUAAUGACCUAUAUGGGAAAAGAAUCUAAAAGAGUGGAUAGGUGUAUGUGUGCAGCUGACUCACUUUGCUGUACAGCAGAAACUAACACAACAUGGUAAGUCAACUAUACUCCAAUAAAAAAAAAUUUUUUUUUAAGAGAAAAAAGAAAAUGGGCUUUCAGAUUGGAGAUAAAGACAGACAAAAUGGAGGCAAGAUCUGACCACAGGGGUAGAAGUGUGACCCUCAUCCUGUGUGAUGGAGACAAGCCUGGGCGUGAAUGUGGGUGUGGAAGCAGUGGACGAGAGUGUUUGUGGGAGGGGCGAUGGGAGGCCAGCCUGAGUCCACUGUGGUCCCUGAGGAGUGAGACAGGGCUGUGGAUGCUGAAAGUGGGGUCUUCAGUUCACAGUUACAUUGUCAAGGUAGGAUCUCCAGGGCUAAGGAGUAAAGAAGGGAGAAGAGCUGAGGAUGCCUCAGGCUCUUUGGUGGGGGUGGGGUAUACUGAACAGAAAUAAGUCAGGUUUUAUUUUUUACGUUGUUACGAUGAUAGCAUCCUGCUACGUAACACAGAAGAUACAGACUGUGAUACAGUACUCAGCAUCAGCCCCGGGGAGAUACAAAGUAAAUUCUAGGAGAUGGUAACUCUCGAAGGAGAUAACAGAGAAAGGUAAGAGGUUCUAAGGCUGAGCUCCCUCCAGUAUUUCUCCUCCAGAAGCUGUGGGGCUGAGAGCUGCCGUGAGCUUGCCUGUUGCUCCAGGGCCUUUCCUACAGGACAUGUAGUGGGAAGAGCAUAGCCUAUGGGGUCAGUCACUCUGGAUCUGAAUCUGGGGACAGCUGUGACUCCUAGACACAAUGUGGGUGUAAGUGCCUGGCUUGUGGGAGGCACACAUGCAGUGGUAGUUCUGCAGAGUGAGGUGAGCCUUCGAGGAACAGGGAAGAGGAGGAGCCCCCAGGCAGGGACACGAAGGUGCAGGCCAGCUGGUGCUGUUUCAGAGCUGAGGACGGUGUGCAGUCGGUGGGCCCAGCCCUGUGGAGAAGGGCCAGGGAGUGAGGACCAACAAGCUCGGUGUUCGUUUAACUUAGUGUCCUUUCAGUAAAAUAUAAGGUGUAUGUUACGAUUUCAAGGGAACGAGAUUCAAAUUGAGCUAAGACUUAAUGUUAGUCUCACCUUGUUCCACAUAUAGAAUAUGUUGAUUGGAGCUUUAUACCUAAUAUACUGUUCUCUUCAGACAAGAAAGAACAGUUAAGCAGCUUUGAAACUAUGGGCUGAAACAACAGUGAAUUUCAGUAAGUUUUAAAGUACUGCAUCCCUAUUUCUAGAUGGCUAGUUUUUUUUAAUCCUGGACUUAGUAAAUUAAAAUGCCUUUUAUUUUUGAAAAUAAGCCUGAAACUAAGAUUGUAAGGAGUUGAAAACAGCCCUUCGUCCCAAUAGAAUAUAUUGGACGUCUAAUUGGUAAGGGUUGAAUCUUUUUGUUUGUUUUAAUUAGUAUUUGGGGAAAGAAAUAUUCCAGAGGUCUUCUAAAGAAUUACAGUAUGUAAGGAAAUAUUGAAAUCUGUAUUAGGGUUCUCCAGAGAAACAGAACCAACAAAAUGAAUAUGUAUAGAGAGAUUUAUCUUAAGGAAUUGGCUCACGUGAUUGUGGAGACUGACGAGUCCAAAAUCUGUGGGGCAGGCCUGCAGGCUGGGACUCAGGAGAGCUGCAGUUCAUGUCCACAGGCCGCCUGCUGGCCGAUUCCUUCUCCCCGCCCAGGGAGGUCAGUCUUUGUUCUCCUAAGGCCUUCAGCUGAUUAGACGAGGCCCACCCACAUGUGGAGGGUAAUCCAGUGUACUUAGUCUACUGACUUAAAUGUUCAUCUCAUCUUAAAAAAUGCCUUCACAGAAAUAUCUAGAAUAAUGUGUGAACAGGUUUCUGGGCACUGUGGCCCAGCCAAGUUGACACAUAAAAUUAACCAUCACAAGUCCACCACCUAUAGACUUGUGAUGGCACCCUUACCCAUGUCCUUAAACCAUAAUUAACCUGCAAGUAAAGGUGAUUAACAAGGUCAUACUUCUACUUAACAUGGUACAGCUAUCCCAAGUACAACCAAGAAUGCCCUAAUGCCUUCCUCAGAAGAGGAAGCAAAGUCCACAGGUGAUGUUUACCCUUCUCCUUGAGAUCCCAUAACUUAAAUACUGUGAUGUAAAGUUAACAAUACUUAAACACUAUGAUAUAGGGAAUUCCCUGGUGGUCCAGUGGUUAGGAUUCCACGUUUCCACUGCAGGGGGCCAGGGUUUGAUCACUGGUCAGGGAACUAAAAUUCCACAUGCUACACGGCACGGGCAAAACAAAAAGAAAAGAUACAAUGAUACAAAGUCACUAUAACUUAUGUUCCAUGGUAAGGGGAUAAGAAAGGAAAGAAAACAAAGAUAUUUGCUUAUGUAUAGGUAUACACACACACACAAACACGUUCAUAACAAAAUAAGGAGGAAUACUCAUGACAGGUCCAGUCCUGGGUUCUGUCACUGGUCACGUGGUCAUAGCUGGUCUUCACCUUCCUCUGCCACCUAUUCUGUAUUCCCUUUGCCUUCAGUUAGUGCCUCAGCUGGUCCUGGUUCUUUACCUGGUGGGAUGAUGCAAAGCUUCGUGCCUGAAGGGCCUGGGCCACUACUUGUCCUGCCUGGAUUGGAUUGUUGCAUAUUUCCACUCACCUUAACUUCAGGGAUGGUGGUACUAAGAGAUGCCCUAAGUGACCUCCUGUGUCCCAGACACACUGUCCUCGGCUCCCUGUGGAGCACAGUCCAGUUUCCCCUCGGCAUUCAGGGUCACUCACCACAGCCAGCACCAGAGCUCACUGUGCCUGUUGGUACAGAGGCAGGAGCCCUGACUUCAGUUCAGCGGGAUCAGUGCGAUUGAAGUUCAUCUUCUAAGAAUGCAUUUGAGUGGGGGCAUGUUGAUCCUCAAAUGCACCUACUCUGCAGUUAAUUCACCUGUGAUGAGGUGAAACAGAGCAUCAAGCAGAGAGAGCGUGCAGGAAUCAUCUCCCUUCCAGUUAGGGAGAUAAGAUUCCCUAAUGCCGUGUUCCUGAAUCUUGAGCCAGGUGUGGAUUCCUUUUCAGGAAAAAAAGAAGAAAGCAAGAAAAUGCUAGCGGAAGUGCUAAGAGCUGACGUAAAGCAUUUUUAUAUUAAUUACUUAGAUUCUGAAUCCCAGCACAGCCAUGAAGUGAUGCCUCUCCUCUACCCCCUCUUUGUCUACCUCCACCUCAACCUGGUCCAGAGCAGUCCCAAGAGCACGGUGGAAAGCUUUUACAGCCGCUUCCAUGGAAUGUUUCUGCAGAAUGCCAGCCAGAAGGACGUCAUCGAGCAGCUGCAGACCACCCAGACCAUCCAGGACAUCCUGUCUAACUUGCGGCUGCGGGCCUUCCUGGACAACAAGUACGUGGUCCGCCUGCAGGAAGACAGCUACAACUACCUUCUCCGCUACCUCCAGAGUGACAAUAACACUGCGCUGUGCAGAGUCCUCACCUGGCACAUCCACCUGGAUGUGCAGCCCGCCAAGAGGACGGACUACCAGCUCUACGCCAGCGGCGGCCCCUCCCGGGGCGAGGGCGGCGGCCUGGAGCCUGCCGACGUGCCCGCGCCCAUCCUGCAGAACGAGGCCGCGCUGGAGGUCCUGCAGGAGAGCAUUAAGCGUGUCAAGGAUGGCCCCCCCUCUCUCACCACCAUCUGCUUCUACGCCUUCUACAACACGGAGCAGCUGCUGAACACGGCGGAGGUCUCCCCGGACAGCAAGCUGCUCGCCGCUGGCUUUGACAACUCCUGUAUAAAACUGUGGAGUCUGCGCUCCAAGAAGUUAAAAUCCGAACCGCAUCAAGUAGACGUGUCCCGCAUCCACUUGGCUUGUGAUAUCUUGGAGAAGGAGGACGACGAGGACGAUAACGCAGGCACGGAGAUGAAGGUCCUGCGGGGACACUGCGGGCCAGUGUACAGCACCAGGUUCCUUGCGGACAGCUCAGGGCUGCUCUCCUGCUCUGAGGACAUGUCCAUCAGGUACUGGGACCUUGGCAGCUUCACCAACACCGUGCUGUACCAGGGCCACGCCUACCCCGUGUGGGACCUGGACAUCAGCCCGCACAGCCUGUACUUCGCCAGUGGGUCCCACGACCGCACGGCCAGGCUGUGGUCGUUUGAUCGGACGCACCCGCUACGCAUCUACGCCGGGCACCUGGCAGACGUGGACUGCGUCAAGUUCCACCCCAAUUCAAACUACUUAGCCACGGGCUCGACCGACAAGACGGUCCGGCUGUGGAGCACCCAGCAGGGGAACUCGGUGAGGCUCUUCACGGGCCACCGCGGCCCCGUGCUCUCUCUGGCCUUUUCCCCCAACGGUAAGUACUUGGCAUCGGCGGGCGAGGACCAGCGGCUGAAGCUGUGGGACUUGGCGUCCGGGACCCUCUACAAAGAGCUUCGGGGCCACACGGACAACAUCACCAGCCUCACCUUCAGCCCGGACAGCAGCCUGAUCGCGUCGGCGUCCAUGGACAACUCGGUGCGCAUCUGGGACAUCAGGAGCGCGCACUGCAGCGCACCCGCUGACGGCUCGUCCAGCGAGCUCGUGGGCGUCUACACCGGCCAGAUGAGCAACGUGUUGAGCGUGCAGUUCAUGGCCUGCAACCUCCUGCUGGUGACCGGAAUCACACAAGAAAAUCAGGAACAUUGAUUUUUAUCUUUGAUGUAACGGACUGGGGCGUGCGAAGGGCUCCAGACGACAAGUCUUAGGACAGACGUAUGAAAUCACUGACUGACUGUGAAGGACUCCCCGCGUCCCCACGCAUCCCCCCUCGCGCCCCCACGCAUCCCCCCUCGCGCCCCCUCAUCCCGCGGACAUCCCGAGCCCGCCACCCUUUGCUCAGCCCCCAAGUGUGGAGGGACGGGGGGAGGAAGGGCGGUGACGGGGAACGAACGUGAGAUCAAGAAUCACGGAGAUCCCGCGGUGUCCCCCUGCCGGCCCCUUCCUGUCUCUGGAGCCAAGAUGCCCUCACCUCGCCGGGGCUGCACUUGGCCAGAGGAGGUUUGCUGGGCGCCCUCCCCAGGAGCAGUGCUGCAGGGUCACUGGGUGGAAGGGACUCUAUCUAGGUAGAAUUCGGGGACGGGAACGAGGAAAGGGGGCGGGGUCAUCCUGGCAAAUGUCUUUCCUUUUUCGUGACUACAGAGAACCAGGAUUUUUUAUUAUUAUUAUAAUUAUUAUUAUUAAUGAGAAGAGGAAACCUAGCACUGGCAGAGGGGGCCUUCUCUGCUCUCAUCUUUCAGGUUUUACUCCUGGCACUGGCUGUGAUACUUGGAAUUUUGAGGUUCAGGGAAUUCAGAGAAUUUGGUCGUACAGUGUAUUGGGCAAAAGGGAAAAUUUCUGGGUGACAGAUUGAUCACUCCAGCUGACAUGUUUCUAGAAGUGGGUGGGUGGAUUUGAUUGAGAAAGUCUUGGGCUCUUGCAGUGAUGGUGGGAUAGAUUCUUUUCGUGGCUGCACUUCUAUUAACAGUUCUCUCCCCUGAAAGGACAGAUUGUGGUAAAGAAAUGAAAAUAAUUGGAAGUGAGAAGUCAAAAGAUAGAAUUAGAAAAUGUUGAAUUUUCGAAUGAUUCUGAGGUGUGGCUCUUCCAGUGUCUUUUUCCCCUGAGAUCAUCCCUCCCACCUCCUGCUUUGCAAUAGCAGUUUAAUGAACAGUCUGUGAAACAAAUCUUAAGUACGAACACACACGUCGAAAACUACGCUCUGAAGAUAAAGCAACUUCUAAUUUGUGGAAAAAGGAUUAAAUAUUUCUGUUUUCUGAAAAGAGUUAUUUUGUAUUUUGUUUUCUAUUAAAAUGUAUUUAGUUUCAAAAAACAAAAA